Molecule: messenger RNA, 4023 nt
Organism: Gavialis gangeticus (Gharial)
Lineage: Eukaryota; Metazoa; Chordata; Crocodylia; Gavialidae
Gene: FBF1
Product: Fas binding factor 1
Exons: 32
Coding region: 418-3900 (1160 amino acids)
Biological process (GO): cilium assembly; establishment of epithelial cell polarity
Cellular component (GO): centriole; ciliary transition fiber; ciliary basal body
Source: RefSeq, a predicted model, not a curated record
GCCAGGUCCGGCCUGCUCCCGCCCGGGUGAACAGCGCGGGCUGCAGCCUCCGGUCGCAGAAAGCCGGGGGUUUGCUCCCUGCCCCCCGCCGCUCCCAGGACCUUUUCCUUCGUCUCGUCCUGGGUCCGCAGUCGGGCAUGACAAGUCAUUAAGACACAAAAACCAACCGCGGAUCAUUCACGUCCCGGCCUCGGCAGCACUGCACCCAGGGUGAGCUUCCCUUCAGCCUAAUGGAUGCAGAAAAUCAUGGACUAAAUAUAGACAGUGGAUUUAUGCCACGUUAUAACCUGACUCCGCAGAGCAACUGGGCUUGAAUCGAUUGGGUCGCAGGAUUACAUUGUUAAACCGUAUCUGGAGGCGGAGACUGAAUGACUGAGCAGAAGCCCACGGAAGAAAAGACCCCCUGCAAGCCGUGAGAUGGCUACAAAACCGAAGAAAGGCUUAAAAGGUUCCAUCAAUGAUGUGCUCGGUGACCUUCUUGGAGACGAUGAUGAAAUCCCUGUUAGAUCUAACAGACCUUCCCAGCCUUCUGGGACCAGUGGAGGGAGACCCAGGGGACCCAGCUCCAGGACCAGCAACAAAUCCCUUUUUGAGGAUGACUUUUUCAGCAAGCUGGCUGCUGAGGAAGGUGCAGCUACAGAGGGAUCUGAUGUUUCGGAUGCAGAUCCACAAGCUCUGCUAGAAUCCUUGAAGGAUAUGGACAACAUGGAAGCUGAUCUCUUAGGCAUAAAAAAGCCUGGUUCUGGGCCUGGCAGGACAACUGCAAAGAGUCCUGAGAAGAUUGAGUCAUCAAGAAACCCAGUAAAACCAGCAGGGAAGCUAACAAGUACUGAGAAAGAGUUGGCAACUAGGAUCGAAAAGAAAGUUCUUACCACUCCCCCGACCACCUGGCAGCAAUAUAAGAAGUUUUCCUUUGAAAAUUUAGAUGAUCCUUUGACAGGGCUUUUGUCAGAUGAAGAGGAAGAAGCUGCCAAGAAACUGCCUCCAUCAGGCCCCAAAACUAGCCCUGAAAGAAACACUGGGCCAGCCAAAGGGAAAGCAGAGACAUCACUCUCUUCGAUGCCUCACCACACAAUGGCCCCCAUGCGGAAGAAGGAAGAGCUGAUGUUUGAAGAUGAUGCUGAUGACCUCAUGAGCGCCCUGGGGUUUGGCAAGAGUCUGAAGGGAGAUCUGAAGCAGGAGAGGAAGGGGGAAGAAGAAGAGGUCCGCCCUGCCCGCUCCAAGCUGGAUGAGUUGUUGGGACGAGGGACUUCAGCCAAACUCCUGGAGCGACCAGCCACGGGGGAACCAAAGGAGUUCAAACUGGAUAAGAAAUACCAGAAGAAGCCAGAUAAGGAAGACAUUUGGGGAGACGAGGAUUUCACCUUUGGUGCCUACCAGCCCACCCUGGCCUCCACCCCAGAAGGCCACCAGUCAAGACGUCAGUCUGUCAGGUUUUCGUCAGAGAAUAUCAGUGAACUGAAAACUGAUCAAAGGUCGAAACCAGCUACUCCACCUACCAGGAGCCCCCUGCGAAGCAGCAAAAAUGGGGCUGAUUGGCUGGGGCUGAAAGAUGAGGACUUCAUUGAUUUGGACCCUCUGUCUCCACCUAAGGACUCAGCCAAAGGUAUUUCCACAGCAGCCCCCUUGAAUGUGCCAUCAAGCCCCUCAGCUGCCAAGCAACCCAGCCCUGCCAGCCAACCCCCAUCUGGGACAAAGCCGGCAGCAGCUAAACCUGCUCCAACAGAGGAGGAAGAUAACUGGCUGAGUAAUGCCCUGUCUCGGAAGAAAGCCCAGGUGCAGGGGAAGGUCAGCGAGGGAAGUGCUGGGCCCUCAGGUCCUGUGGUGCAGGACAAAGAUGCAGAUCCCAUCUCUCACCCCAGCCAACCAGAUGCCUCAGGAAAAGGACCCCAGCACCCUGCUGCAUCAGAGGACAAGCCUACCAGGGUGGAAGAGCCUGGCUAUCCCAUUCCACGGCUGACCACUCCAAAACAUGACUUGUCUCUUGCAUCUGAGUCCAAGAGAGUGGCAUCCUCGGGUGAUACCAGCAGUGCUGGCCCUGUUGCUGCCUCCCAGGGACAUCAGGAGAGUCUUGGCCCUUCCAUGCUGACCCAGGUUGUCGCAUCUGGGGCUUCUCUCCAGCAGGCUCUACUGCAGCAGCAGCUCAUGCAAUCCGAGCCUUUGGCCCUGAGCUUGCUGAACACUGGGGACUACGAGAAGAGGCUGGUGGCUCUGCAGGCACAGUUGCGGGAGAGUGUGGCAGGGUACCAAGCAGAGCUGCUCAGCACCCAGACUCACCUGGCACAGCUGGAGAGCCAGGUGCAAAAACUGGAACUGGAGAGGACUCAGCAGAAGUUGCUCCUGGAGAGUCUGCAGCAGCGACACCAAGAAGACUUGGAGCUCAUUGAGAACGCGCAUAGGAGUCGUGUGAAGAUGGUGGAAGACUCCUACCGUCAGCGCGAGGAGAGGCUGCGGCAGGAGAACGAGCAGCUAGCAGCACGACUCCUGUCCCAGUGCCAGAAUGCAGAGCAGGCCAAGGCUGAGCUCCUGGCCCAGCAUCAGCGCCGACUGGCAGAGCUAGAGCAGGAGAAGGUGCAAGAGGUGGAGAGGCUGCGGGAGUUGCAACGGGUAUCCAUUUUGGAAAUGUGCAGAGACCACGAAGAGCAGCUACAGAGGCUAAAACGACUGAAAGAUCAGGAGAUUGAUGCAGUCACCAGUGCCACUUCCCAUACCAGGUCUCUGAAUGGUGUCAUUGAGCAGAUGGAGAAGUUUUCCAGUAACCUGAGUGACCUGUCCCACAAGGUGGAGGUCACACAUCAGAACACAUCACAGGAGCUUGAGAUUGGAGCCCGGCAGCGAGAUGAGCAACUCCGUGUGCUGCAGGAUAGACUGACACAACAGCAGAGAGAUAUGGAAGAUGAGCGGGGUCGGCUGCAAGGGGUCAUUGCCAAAAUGGAGGCCAGGCUAGGGGAGCAGACGCGGCUCCUGGAGCAGGAACGCUGGCGAGCCACCGCAGAGCAAUCCAGAGUAGAAUCUCUACAGCACUCGCUAGAGGAACAGAGGAGGGUCAUGACGCAGCAGCUCGCCAUGGAGAGGGAAGAACUGGAGAGGGCAAAGAGUGCCUUGCUGGAAGAGCAGAAGUUGGUCAUGCAGAAGUGUGCAGCAGAGCGGCAGAAGCUCUCCACAGAGUGGCUGGAGCUCCACACCCAGCAGAGGCUAAGCAAAGAGCGCACAGAGCGGGAGGUGGACCGUGCCCUGCAGAUGGAUUCCCAGAGGGAAGGCACCAUUAUGACUCUGGCUAAGGAGCAGGCAGAUCUGAAGAUCAGAGCCAGCGAGCUGCGAGCCAAGGAGGAGCAGCUAGCAAGAGAGAGGGAACAGCUGGAGCAGGAGAGGCAGGAGCUGAGACUUGAGAAGGAAAGAGUCAACACUGCCGCCUUGAACAUCAAACAGAGGGCAGAGGAGAUUGACAGCAUGAGCAAGCUGUCCUCGCAGAAGUACGAGGAGGGGGGGAGGGCCCUGCUAGAGGCCAGGAAGGUGGAGUCAGAGCAUCAGGAGAGACUGCGCAUUGUGCAACAGCAAAUGGAGCGAUUGAAGCAGCAGGAGCAGCAUCUGCACCAGGAGCGCCUGAACUUGGCUCAUCAGAGGAGACAGCUCGAACAGCUGCGUGAAAAGCUUCCCAACAGCCCAGUGCUGUUACUGCCCAAACCAGAUUUAACUCCUGUUAUGCAGUUACCUAGGCACAACCCUGGCCAGAUAGGAAUCCCCGAGGGCACUGCAGGACAAGGUCCCUCUGAGUUGUACGCCAGAUUGAUGCUGCUUAAGUACACAGCUGACCGGGACCGGGAUUUCUUGGAAGAUGAACAGUUCUUUUUGGAGACCCUGAAGAAAGCUUCCUACAACACUUCUUCCCAGACAGCAUGAGGAGAGCUCAGCUGCACCUGCAACCCUGGGAGAGUUAACUUUUUGUAUAAAAGAGAGAUUUUGCAAAUUUUUAUAUUUUUAUGCAAAAGAUGGAUGGAAAAAAUAAAUAAUUGCCUCAUCUCA